AUGGAGUAUAGAGGUCUGGACGGCCGACCAAUCACUCACCCACCAAUGUUCCGACUCUUCACCAGAGAGUCUAUGACAAAAAUUAGAAAAAGAAUCCAAGAAGAAAAACAAGCGAAAGAUCUUUUGAAGCAGCAGGAAGAGGAACUAGGAAAAGAAGAUGACAAAAACAAAUUAUUAUUCGACGAAGACAAACCCCGACCCAACCCGCUGCUCAUGCAGGGCAUGGUGCUUCCUAGCAAGAUGGGCGAAUUCCCUCCCGAAAUGUGUGGCAUGCCUAUUGAAGAUUUCGACGAGUACUACCACAAUAAAUACGUUCAUUUGAUGUGUAGAAGUAGUUAA
Molecule: messenger RNA, 339 nt
Organism: Helobdella robusta
Lineage: Eukaryota; Metazoa; Annelida; Clitellata; Rhynchobdellida; Glossiphoniidae
Exons: 2
Coding region: 1-339 (112 amino acids)
Source: RefSeq, a predicted model, not a curated record